AUGUUAAAACGUUAUACAACGAAACUAAAUUUAUUUUUUUUUACAUUAAUAUUUCUUAUUUAUUUGUUUGCCGGUGCUCAUUUAUUUUCAUUUAUUGAACAACCAACUGAACGUAUAAUUAUUAAUGAAAUGUCGAAAACAAGAAAAGAUUUUCUUGAGAAAUAUCCUUGUGUAAAAGACGACGAUUUUGAAUCGUUUAUUGUUACAUUACUUGAUGCUAAUAAACAUGGAGUAGAUGCACGAACAAAUUUUACCACAUAUGGUCAUGUGAGCCCUUUGUCAGAUACUGGUCGAAUAAUCUGUAUAAUAUAUGCUAUAAUUGGUGUUCCCAUGACAUUAUUAUUACUGACAACAAUUGUUCGAAAACUUCUCAUUCUUCUUAAUAAUACUUAUUUAUGGUUUUGUCGUAAAUUUUCAUCUAAUCAAAGAUCUGAAUCGAAAAUUCGUUUUAUACAUUUAUCAAUAAUUCUCAUAUUUUCACUUAUUUUUCUUUUUAUUAUUCCAUCAAUUAUAUUUGUAUGCAUCGAAGAAAAUUGGACAUUCAUCGAUGCAUUUUAUUUUUGUUUUAUUUCAUUAACAACAAUUGGUCUUGGAGAUUUUGUUGCUGGAGAUUCACCAACACAACGUAAUAGACUUUUUUAUAAAAUAUGUUUAACAAUUUAUCUAUUAGUUGGUGUAACGAUUAUGAUGUUAAUUCUUGCAAUGGUUUCACAAAUUCCUGAACUUCGUUUAAUACAAUAUUUUCUAAGUGAAACAGAAGUUGAAAAUGAACAUGAACGUUUAUCAACAUCAGAAACAUCUGGUUUACUUUGGUUACCGAAUUCAUCAUCUAGUCAUUCUUAUGGUGUUCAAAAUUCAUCAACUGAUCAACCAUAUCGUCGGCAAAUAAACGAAACAGAAAAUAUGUCGAAUAUGACUUCUGACAAUACAAAAGGUUAA
This is a messenger RNA of Rotaria sp. Silwood1, 939 nucleotides long. The record is from the annotation of a GenBank genome assembly. Lineage: Eukaryota; Metazoa; Rotifera; Eurotatoria; Philodinida; Philodinidae.